UGGGUUAAUAAUGUAAAUUAAAAAAAACUCAGCGCUCGUUAAAAAGACAUAUCUAUCUCGCCACAGCCUCCGAUAGUUUUUUUUGCCGGCGGCGGCAUUUUCCGAUUCCUCUCCCUCGCAGCACGGUGUUCAUUUCCAGAUUAAUCGGUGACAACUCACCUUCUAAUCUCCGGUUCUGAAACAAACAACAAAAUCUUAAAUGUCGUAGGCCCGUCCCGAUAUUCCAACUAGGGAACGAAGACUAGCCUCCUGUUCAUACACAUAUGAGUGUUUGCAUAUGAAGAUUCAGUUGUGCCUGUUUGAAGAAUUUGAUACAAUGGAUUCUUCUAUCGCCGUCACCCUCGACAAAGGGAGCAUAUAUUAUGAUAGAGAAUGCUUUGUUUGGUUCGUUGGAUGCUUUGCCGAGUGACAUGUCUUUCUGGCUGAACCUUCCACAAAUAUUUCUUUCACUAGGAAGAACUCGUUUGGAUUAAAAAAGGUUAACUGAAAUGGCAAAAAUGUUAAGAUUGGGAGCUAGAGUUUCCGUCAGCAACAUUCAGGUGCCGGUAACAUCAAGUGUUGUAUCAACCAUCAAGACGGAAGAGUUAAUGAAUGAUCACAUAAAUUCACUAUGUAAAAAUAAUCUCUACAGGGAAGCACUGGAAGCGUUUGACUCUGUGCAGAGGAAUUCAAGCUUCAAGAUAAGGUUAAGAACCUAUGUCUCUUUAAUUUGUGCUUGCUCUUCAUCGAGAUCUCUAGCACAAGGCAGAAAGAUACAUGAUCACAUGUUGAAAUCCAACUGCAAGUAUGAUACUAUUCUUAAUAAUCACAUUCUAAGCAUGUAUGGGAAAUGUGGCUCGCUGAGGGAUGCUAGAGAUGUUUUUGAUUUUAUGCCUGAAAGGAAUUUGGUCUCUUACACAUCUGUGAUUACUGGCUAUUCACAGAACGGUCAGGGAGCUGAGGCAAUCAAAUUGUACUUGAAAAUGCUUCAGGAAGAUUUAGUUCCUGACCAGUUUGCAUUUGGAAGCAUCAUCAAAGCAUGUGCCAGUACUGGUGAUGCUGGGCUAGGGAAGCAACUGCAUGCUCAAGUCAUUAAGCUGGAAUCCAGUUCUCAUCUUAUUGCUCAAAAUGCUCUGAUUGCUAUGUAUGUUCGCUUCAAUCAAAUUUCAGAUGCCAGCAAAGUGUUCUAUGGUAUCCCAAUGAAGGAUUUAAUUUCGUGGAGCUCAAUCAUUGCUGGGUUCUCGCAACUUGGGUAUGAAUUUGAAGCCCUGAGCCACCUAAACGAAAUGUUGUCUUUUGGUGUUUUCCACCCAAAUGAAUAUAUAUUUGGUAGUUCCUUAAAAGCUUGUAGCAGUCUCCUUAGACCAGAUUAUGGUAGCCAAAUACAUGGGUUAUGCAUUAAAGCAGAGUUAGCUGGAAACGCAAUUGUAGGCUGUUCGCUCUGUGACAUGUAUGCGAGGUGCGGUUUCCUGAAUUCUGCAAGGAGAGUAUUUAAUCAGAUAGAAAGACCUGAUACAGCGUCAUGGAAUGUGAUCAUUGCUGGACUUGCAAAUAAUGGAUACGCUAAUGAGGCUGUAUCAGUUUUCUCGCAGAUGAGGAAUUCUGGUUUUAUUCCUGAUGCCAUCUCCUUGCGUUCUUUGCUUUGCGCUCAGACAAAACCAAUGGCUUUGUGUCAAGGCAUGCAAAUUCACUCUUUCAUUAUCAAGUGUGGUUUCCUGGGAGAUCUUUCAGUUUGCAACUCUCUGCUUAGCAUGUACACCUUCUGCUCGGACUUGUAUUGUUGUUUUAACUUAUUUGAAGACUUCAGAAACAACGCAGAUUCUGUUACUUGGAAUGCUAUUCUGACGGCAUGUUUGCAACAUGAACAGCCAGUAGGGAUGUUGAGAUUAUUUAAGCUAAUGCUUGUGUCUGAAUGUGAGCCAGAUUACAUAACCAUGGGUAGUCUAUUGCGGGGUUGUGUGGAAAUCUCAUCUCUAAAAUUGGGAAGUCAAGUCCAUUGCUAUAGUUUGAAAACCGGGUUGGUGCUUGAGCAAUUUAUAAAAAAUGGACUGAUAGAUAUGUAUGCCAAGUGUGGAUCACUGGGGCAAGCGAGAAGGAUUUUUGAUUCAAUGGAUAACGGAGAUGUAGUUUCAUGGAGCACUUUGCUAGUUGGAUACGCACAGUCUGGAUUUGGAGAGGAAACUCUCAUAUUAUUCAGGGAUAUGAAAGCUGCGGGGAUAGAGCCAAAUCACGUAACAUUUGUUGGUGUUCUUAGUGCCUGUAGUCAUGUUGGGCUGGUGGAAGAAGGCUUGAAGUUGUAUGCAAGCAUGCAAACUGAACACGGGAUUUCGCCAACAAAAGAGCACUGCUCUUGCAUAAUCGACUUGCUAGCUCGUGCUGGUCAUUUAAAUGAAGCUGAGAAAUUCAUCGAUGAAAUGAAGUUGGAACCUGAUGUAGUCGUGUGGAAGACUCUACUGUCUGCAUGUAAAACCCAAGGAAAUAUGGAUAUGGCCAAAAAAGCUGCUGAAAAUAUUCUGAAGAUCGAUCCUUUCAACUCUACAGCUCAUGUAAUGCUCUGCAGCAUGCAUGCUUCUUCUGGAAAUUGGGAAGAUGCUGCGUUGUUGAGGAGCUCGAUGAAAAAGCAAGAUGUAAAAAAAAUUCCGGGACAGAGCUGGAUCGAAGUUAAGGAUAAAAUUCAUAUAUUUUUGGCUGAAGAUGUACAUCAUCCAAAGAGGGACGAUAUAUAUACAGUCCUGCAUAACGUCUGGCUGCAGGUGUUAGAUGAGUGUGAUCCGCAACACAAGAAUAGAAUCCAGUUUAUCCAUGAGACCGGAUAAAGAAACAUAUAAGUGAUGUUUAUUUCUCAUCUAAGCGAGCACAGAGAAUGCCAUCACGUCACAUCUGUAAGUUGCAUCUUCUUCCUUCUUGCUCUUGCCAUUGCGUCUCAUCUUGUUUCCGUGCUUAGAUAAAUGCUGUUGACAGAUAUCUUGCACUUUCCUUUUCUCUCAUUUGGAAUCCGCUGCAGUCUGUUGCCAUGUGAUUGAUGCAGCAUACAGAGUGGCCAGCGUGUCUGUUAAUUAAGGCAUUUGAUGAGGAGAACUGGUUACCACAUUGGAAUGCAGCACGCAAUGGGGUUAGGACUUGUGAUGGGAUAUAAAUUCAGUGCUAUAUCUACUUUAAAGAAGGAUACAUCUCAACUAUACCUGAUGAGUUGAAAAUCGAGGAUAUAUGAUUUGAAGAAAGGCCGUGAAGGAAACUAUCUUCUGGGUAUGUCUUGAAUCGCUUCCCCAUCACUGUAAUCUUAUAAAAGAGAACGAUAUUAGCAUGAGUUAGUUCAGUGUAAAAGCUCCAAAACACACAAAGCAGUGACUGUCCAUGCGUCUUAAUUCUGUGUAUGUACAAUUGGGUCUGGCAUUACCUAUAAUUGAUUCGAUGGAUUGUAUGUAUAUAAACAUCAAAUAUGAGUACUCGAGGGAGCAAAUUACAAAUCGAUUUGAAUGAACAUCUAAAGUG
Messenger RNA from Camelina sativa (false flax), 3471 nucleotides. Lineage: Eukaryota; Viridiplantae; Streptophyta; Magnoliopsida; Brassicales; Brassicaceae. The record is from RefSeq and is a predicted model, not a curated record.